AUUCUCUUCGACCACUUUCACUACAUUGUUCUUCGCUUUUAGAGGCAUCGAGAACAUAAUCUCGAUCGGUCUCUCCUCCUCUUUGCACAACCGUUAGGGUUUUGAUCGGUUUCUUUGUCUGGCGUCUUCGAUCUGCACGACCACUGCCGAUGGAGGAGCGCCGUUGUCUCGACGCCGAUGAAGCGCCCGGGAACGGAGGGUGUGCGACGGCAGGAGAAGAGGUGGAAGGGGAGCCGCAGGGGCGAUGUCUCGACCUCACGAGCUUUCAGCUCCAUGACCUGCGUGAGGUCGAGAUCCCGGAUGACCUCGUCGAGUUGGAUCUCACCGCCAACAGGCUUUCCGAGUUGGACCCGCGCAUCCGUCUCCUCCCGCAGCUGCGGAAGCUCUCGCUUCGGCAGAACCUUUUCGACGACAAGGGCGUCGAGCCCAUCUCCCAGUGGAAAGCCAUCGCCGGCUUGCUUGAGCUGGUACUCCGGGAUAACAAGCUGAGAAAUAUACCUGAUGUUAGCAUUUUCAAAAGCCUCCUUCUCUUUGAUGUCUCUUUCAAUGAGAUAUCUUCCUUGCAUGGCUUGUCCAAGGUCUCCGACACACUCAAAGAGCUUUAUGUUUCAAAGAAUGAAGUCAACAAGAUCGAGGAACUUGAACACUUGCAUUCGUUGCAGAUCCUUGAACUCGGUUCAAAUAGAUUAAGGGUUCUGGAGAACUUGCAAACGUUGACAAACUUACAGGAGCUGUGGCUUGGACGAAACCGUAUUCGGAUGGUCAACUUGUGUGGGCUGAAAUGUAUCAGAAAAAUAAGUUUACAGAGCAACCGUUUGACAUCCAUGAUGGGGUUUCAGGGAUGCAUCGCACUAGAGGAAUUGUAUCUGAGUCAUAAUGGUAUCCAAAAGAUGGAAGGGUUGUCCACCUUAGAAAACCUACGUGUACUGGACAUUUCAUCCAAUAAACUUACCAUGAUUAGUGAUAUUGACAAACUGACAAGAUUAGAAGACCUGUGGCUUAAUGACAACCAAAUAGCUUCGCUAGAAGGCAUUGAUGUAGCUGUAUGUGGUUCAAGGGAACGGCUUACAACCAUUUAUCUCGAGCGCAAUCCAUGUGCUAGCUCGCCAGAUUAUUCUACUACUUUGAGGCAGAUAUUUCCAAACAUUCAGCAGAUUGAUUCAGAUAUUUUUAUGUGAGGGAUUGGAUGAUCAUGCAUGUUACUGAAUAUGAUCAGUAAUCACGUGAUAAAUGGAUUUUGGAAUCACAUUUCAUGGUACAAGCUACUCGAUCUUCACCUACUUAAAUUGUCCUUGUAACCUUACUGGUUAUUAAUCAUCCAUUUGGUGAUUUCAUCCUCA
This is a messenger RNA of Musa acuminata AAA Group (dessert banana), 1340 nucleotides long. Its product is annotated as protein phosphatase 1 regulatory inhibitor subunit PPP1R7 homolog. The coding region runs from base 150 to 1178 and encodes 342 amino acids. The transcript is spliced from 6 exons. Gene Ontology annotation, molecular function: protein binding. Lineage: Eukaryota; Viridiplantae; Streptophyta; Magnoliopsida; Zingiberales; Musaceae. The record is from RefSeq and is a predicted model, not a curated record.